UUAUAUCCACCGCUUCGAGGGGGGUUCGAACGCCUGCGAGGACAUCGGAUAAGCGGCCUGCAGAUGCGCAGGAGUCGUCCGUCUGACGGCCAGAAGACAGAUAACUAGCUAGUUUAUUACUGCGCGUGUCUGCCUCACGGCGACGGCGAUGUCAACGAGCAGCCAGCAAGCGAAGUCGACCGCCAGGCAGCGAUAACGAUGUCCCAACCGCAGCCGCCGUCGCAACCACGCACCAGAAAGGUGACCACUCGCUCGCGAAACGGAUGCUGGACCUGUCGAGCGCGGCGCAAGAAGUGCGAUGAGAAGCGGCCGUUCUGCACUCCCUGCGAGCGCAAGUCGUUGCAGUGUAGCGGAUACGGGCCGCGCCUGAAAUGGGGGAACGGGGUCGCCUCGCGGGGAUACCUGAUGGGCUCUGCCAUUCCCGUGCAUCCCAAGGACGUGCCGGCAGCGACGGCCUCGUCGUCGUCGUCGUUGGCUUCGUCUGCGCUGCUGGCUCAGGGGAACCAGGCGGCGGCCGCAGGGAGCGCAGGCGGCGGGAGGCAGAAGAGCCCCAGGGGCAGCCCGACGGCCAAUAUAGGCUCGCUCUCGGAGUGCAUGGGAGUGCUGAACUUCUCAGCGCCGCCGACGCAGACAAAGACACAGACGAAGACGCAGACGAAGGCGAAGGCGAAGACAAAGUCCGUCUCGAACGCUUCUCUCUCGCCGGAGAUCAGGCCAGGGAAGACGCCGACUCCUGUUGCCCCUACGGCGGCUGCUGGCGUCUCUUCGUCUCCUGUUGAGAGCUCCCCUUCUGUGGCUACGACGUCGACCUCGCUGGUGACAGCCCUGCCAUUGAGUCCCUUUGACGAAGAGGUAUUCGAAGAAUUCAAAGAAUGGGGAUUGCAGUAUCUGGCUGAGGCCGGACAGUCCCUCCUGGGCGAUAUUCUUGCAUUCUGCACCGAGUCCAGGUCGUUGGUGGCCAACUGUAUCAUGUUUCAAUUGACCCUGCACCCGGAGCAUGAGGACAAGUUCGAGGAAUACUAUGCAAGGUGCCUCAGGCUCUUCCGCGAGGACGUCUGUGAUACCAAGUCGGCCAUGAAAGAUGCUACCCUCAUUGCUGGCAUAUUACUCUGCUCUACGGGGAUGAACCGAUGCAUGAAAUGGACCGUCCAUCUCAAUGGCCUUUACUCCAUAAUCCAAUGCAGAAACACAGUAUCUGCUCCUACUCCCAUCAGCUCCGAGAUUCUGGACAGCAUCGGCUUCUUCGACCUGCCUACCCAUGUCCUGGGUCGAGCAACCAAACCGCUGCAUAUCUGGCGUGACUACUGCCGCGGUAAAAGCGGGAUAGAACCCAAUAGCAACAUUCCCUUCAGUCUGAUAGACCUUCUUUCCAUGGUCGGCCAGCCAGGAGUCGAGAUGCAGCUCUGGACGUGGCAGUGGGACAACAGCAGUAGCAGCAGCAGCAGCAGCAGCAGUAGCCCCGGUAGAAACGCCCAUCCGCCCAGCCUAUUGACUCGUCUGGCAUGGGAUGCCACUCGUCUGGCAGGGAUCAUCUCCUCGAGAGAAUACAAGUUACUCAACUACGCCCAGACCACAGACCUAUCCCCUUCAAACCCAUAUCAACCCACCCAGAGUGACGAUGGCUGUCCAGCUACCCCGUUCCUGGUUGAAGGCAUACUUUCUAACCUUACUACCAUCCUCACCACCGAGUCACAGCACCAACAUCACCAACAUCAACCUCCGCAGGAGGUGUGCGAGGUUCUAAAUCUUUUACUCUACCCUGCCUUUGUUGCCGGAAGCCAACAUACAUUGCUCACACCUCUGCAUAAACAGCGAAUUGAGGCAUUCUGGCAGGAAUUAUUUCCCGACAUGGGGGCUGACGGGCCUGGGAUGCCGCAUCUUCAGGUUCCCUUGGACAUUCUGCGCGAUCUAUGGAGAGAUGCUAGAAGAAGGACGGUGGAUAUGAUUGCUAAAGAACGUGGAGUAGAAAUAGGACUGUUCUGA
Trichophyton rubrum CBS 118892 is the source of this 1983-nucleotide messenger RNA. RefSeq lists its product as uncharacterized. Lineage: Eukaryota; Fungi; Ascomycota; Eurotiomycetes; Onygenales; Arthrodermataceae. The coding region runs from base 199 to 1983 and encodes 594 amino acids. Gene Ontology annotation, molecular function: transcription cis-regulatory region binding; zinc ion binding; DNA-binding transcription factor activity, RNA polymerase II-specific. The record is from RefSeq and is a predicted model, not a curated record. The transcript is spliced from 3 exons. Gene Ontology annotation, biological process: positive regulation of transcription by RNA polymerase II. Gene Ontology annotation, cellular component: nucleus.